AUGCGUGCACACGAAUUUGCAACUCUGAGCGAAGAGAUUCAGGCAGCCAAUGCGCAUCAUAGCCACUGCCAGUCACGGUGCAUGCGUGCACUCUUAACGCACAUAGCUGCAUAG
Molecule: messenger RNA, 114 nt
Organism: Rodentolepis nana
Lineage: Eukaryota; Metazoa; Platyhelminthes; Cestoda; Cyclophyllidea; Hymenolepididae
Source: the annotation of a GenBank genome assembly